Hemicordylus capensis (graceful crag lizard) is the source of this 3931-nucleotide messenger RNA. Its product is annotated as solute carrier family 22 member 6-B-like. The transcript has 11 exons. The record is from RefSeq and is a predicted model, not a curated record. NCBI's taxonomy places the organism in Eukaryota, Metazoa, Chordata, Lepidosauria, Squamata, Cordylidae. Gene Ontology annotation, cellular component: membrane. Gene Ontology annotation, biological process: transmembrane transport. The coding region runs from base 1985 to 3388 and encodes 467 amino acids. Gene Ontology annotation, molecular function: transmembrane transporter activity.
ACCGCAUGGAAGCCAUUUUGCAUAAUAGCAAGGCGGGGGGGGGGAUGUUUUUCUUUUGUUCCUUCUGGAACGAUAAGCUUUUUUUAAGCUAUUGGUUUUGUCUACCAUAUUUCUGAAAGUCACAAAAACACCCCAACUUUGUGCACUGAAACCAACAUGUUUUGAGGGUCCGUCUGCUCUUACCCGCCCGGAACGGCUGGAUGAGGACGGGGCCCCCCACUUUGUUCCUUGGAUUCUGCCACCCAGGGGCCCCUCCCUCCCCCCCUUUUCACGCAGGAGGAUCAGGAGUGUUGGGGGGGGGCAGCCUGCCCUCUCUUCCGGCCUGCCCACGGCCAAUACUGGAGAAGCGGCCACUUCCCCUCUCCUGCCGGGUUGCGUGAAAUGCUGCUGCCGCCUCUGGCCUUUCCUUGCUGCCCCCGAAGUCGUCGAUACUGCCUCCCCCUGCCCCCCGCCGGGGCUCAGUACUGCCCCAUGGGAGGUGGGGCUGCCGUCCCACAACCUCUGGGGACCCACAGCACAGACCCCCCGGCCUCCUGGCCCUUAGAGCGCCUCCUGAUUCCCUCCAGCCAUUUCCGUUUCCAGGGGGAGCGAGGGAUCCCCCGCAGGCACUUCUGGAAAGGGACGCUCAGAGCGAGGGUCAUCCCUGCGCCUAGCCUAGGCACCGCCACGCUGCGCUCUGGGUCUGCGCAUGUGGACCGUGUUGCCUGGAGUUGCGUCCUGUGACACUCAGAAGCCUGCACAGGGCAGGGAGGAGAUCCUCGGAGCUGGGAGCGGGACGGCACCCUGCGCCCGUUUUCACUGGGGUGGGCGGCUGACCGCAUGUGGCCUUCCCUGGAGGGGCGGGGGGGGGGCCGUGGCUCAGUGGGAGAGCCCCCGCCUGCUUGGCCUGCACAAGGUCCCAGGUUCAAUCCCUGGCGGCGGCAUCUCCAGGCAGAGCUGGGAGAGACCCCCCCCCCCCUGAAGAGCCUGACACCCUGGAGAUCAGCUGCCAGGCAGUGUAGGCAGUCCUCAGCUAGGUGGGCCAAAGGUCUGACUCGGUGUGGGGCUGCUUCCUGUGCUCCUCUGGGGAGGGGGAGGAGGAGGAACAGGGACCCAAAGCCGAGAACCUUGCCUUGGCCUGACAGCAGCAGCAGCAGCAGGCUGUGUGCAGACCGUGUCCCCCCCCCCCCGGCACACAUGCACAAAGGCUGCCUGGCUCUGCUCCAGUAAUGCCCCCCCGCCCCGCCCCCCCCAGACUCAUUAGCUGUCCUCUGAAAGAGAAUUGUUGUCCUGCUUGAACCUUUCGGGGCAGGGAGAGGAAGUGGCUCUUGGCACAGAGGCAGCAAUGACGCUGGGGGCUGGCCUCGGAGCAAGAGGAAGACCUCGCUCACCCCACAGGUGUCUUCCUUGGGUGCAAACCCUGCCCCAGCCCCCCACCCCACCCCACCCAGCCCCAAUUCCCUGCUGGGGCUGCAGGAGAGAAAACCCAGCCGUGCUGCCCAGACUCAAAGCCUGGGACGUUGGGUGUGUUUCCCCUUGGAGCAAGUGUUGCCAAAGCAACUGUGUCCCUGACCACGUGCAGAGUACUCUCCCGUUGGACUCUUAAGCACAAGGCACGUUAAGGAGAAAGUAGACAGAAGCUUCUCUCCCGCUCCCAUAGUGCUUGGACCUGGGGGUGGGUCAUCCCGCGAAGUUGGUUUUGGGAGGGGCUCCUUCACACGGCUUUUUACGAACUGGUGGUGGGGCUCAGGCCUCUGGCUUGGAGGCCUCCAAACGCUCCUGUCCUAGAAGUGUGGCCUGCCUGCAGCGGCAACCGAAAGGCACUCCCCACGCGCUCAGGAGCACUCUUCCUCCUUUGCGCUAGGGUUCAGGUGGGAUCCUGGCACUAAACCUGGGAGAGCCUGUCUCCCUUGAAGGGGGCGGGUUGGAUGGGGUGGUGCUCGCCAGGGGGUUCUUUUGCUGCAUCCCACAUUGCACACACACACACACGCUCUCUCUCUCAAGUAUGGUGCCAUCUCAGAACAAGGGCAGGAAGCACGUGCCCGAGGGAGCAGCCGCCCUUCUGGAGGAACCGGGCCACUUGAGCCCGGAGCGGUGCACAUGGUUAUGUCUGUCUUCACAGCAACCCUGCGAGUGGGACCUGGUGUGUCAUCUGCAACCCCUCAAGAGCCUGGCCCAGUCCCUCUUCAUGGCCGGAGUCCUGGUGGGCGCCUUCAUCUUGGGAGACCUCUCCGACCGGUUUGGGCGCCGGCUGGUGCUGAUCUGGUCCUUGCUGCUGGUGGCGGUGAUGGGGACAGGAGCCGCCUUCUCGGACCGCUUCGCCACCUACUGCGUCUUCCGCUUCCUGAGUGGCGUGGGCAUCUCGGGGUUCCUGCUGAACUACAUCUGCCUCAGUCUGGAGUGGGUGCCCACCCAGUACCGGGCGGCGGUGGUCUCCAUCCAGAGCUACUGCAGCACGGCAGGGCAGGUGCUGCUGGCCGGCCUGGCCUAUGGCCUCCGGGACUGGCGCGGGCUGCAGCUGGCCAUCUCCGCCCCUUUCUUCGGCUUCUUCGCCUACUCCUGGUGGCUCCCGGAAUCUGCUCGCUGGCUCCUGGUCCACAACGAACGCCGAGCCGCCCUGCACAGCCUGAAGCAGGUGGCCAGGAUCAACGGCAAGGCGGCCGCUGGGGGGGCCGUGGUGCUGGAGAUGCUGGAGACACAGGUGGAGAGCAGCCCCCCCGGGAAGGGGGCCCACUCCUGCCUGGACCUCUUCCGGACGCCCACCCUGAGACGCAUCAGUUGCUGCCUCAUGUUCAUCAGCUUCUCCAUGAACAUGACCUACUUCGGCCUGUCCAUGGAUCUCUCGGUCUUCGGCCUGAACGUCUUCCUGGUGCAGCUCUUCUUUGGGGCGAUGGAUCUGCUGGCCAAGAUGGGCUGUGCCCUCCUGCUGGCCUUCUGGGGCCGCCGCACCAUCCAAGCGGCCUCCCUCAUCCUGGCCGGGAUCUUCCUCUUGGCCAGCCUCCCGGUGCCGCCUGAGAUGCUGAUGGUCCGCCUAGCCUUUGUGGUGCUGGGAAAGGGCUGCCUGGCGGCCUCCUCGAUGUGCCUGUACCUCUACGGCGGGGAGCUCUUCCCAACGGUCGUCAGGCAAACGGGCACCAGCUUCACAACGGUGAUGGCCCGCCUGGGCGGCAUCGUGGCCCCCAUGGUGCUGAUGUCUGGCGAGUUCCAGCCCUUCCUGCCUCUGGUGAUAUUCGGGGUCAUGCCCAUCCUCUCCGGCGCCUCGGCUUGCUUCCUUCCUGAAAUGCUCAACGUCCCCCUGAUGGACACCGUGGCACAAGUGGAGGAAAGAGCCAGCUGGAAGUCCAAAGCCAUCUUCGGGGAGACGCCAGGGAACAUCACGGCCCCAGUCAUCCGGUCCACUCGCUUCUGAGCCCCCCAGACCUCCCUCCUCUCUGGGGCCCGACUCAGGCCUGCCUUGGCACAGGGUGCCCCCCGGCCCCCUCUGGGUUGGGAGAGCUGCCACAGGAGGGUUUCCCAGGCACCGCAAGAGGCAGGUUCACGAAAGCUGCUGGCUGUGGAGUAGCCCCCCUGGAAGGCCAGCCACAAGCCCUGCAGGGCUCACCUCGGAGGGGCCAGCAACCCUGCGCAGUGGCCGGGGGUGCUCAGAAGCGCCCACCACCCGUGGAGUCCUCUGGAGUCCUCUCUGCGCCCGUAGCCUUUGUGUGGGGCUGGCAGACAGCGACCCAGAGAGAGCCGCUCCGUCCUUGUCCCCUCUUGGUGGGGGGCACCCCGGUAGGGAGGGGCCCCACGGAGCUGGCCCUGAAGCAGGGAACACAGCAGCCAUUGCCCAUUCUGCUGGUUGAACUGGGGUUUUCAGCAUUAUUUAUUGGGAAGGGGUGAGGGUUUCGACCACUCUCCCAAGAGUUUACCACGAUGCUUUCUUUGUGUCUGUAAAAAUAAAUGUGGUUUUUUU